Penicillium bovifimosum is the source of this 999-nucleotide messenger RNA. RefSeq names its product pinin family protein. The coding region runs from base 1 to 999 and encodes 332 amino acids. Lineage: Eukaryota; Fungi; Ascomycota; Eurotiomycetes; Eurotiales; Aspergillaceae. The transcript is spliced from 4 exons. Gene Ontology annotation, cellular component: catalytic step 2 spliceosome. The record is from RefSeq and is a predicted model, not a curated record.
AUGUCUGAUGGUCCUGAGACACUCGCUUCUGCGGUAGCUGUACCUGAUCAAGAUACCGAGCCACAAUCUCCCGAGUUGACUGCGAAGAGAAGACAGUCUUCAAUCGCUGAAUAUGAUGCCAAGCGCCGGCGACUCAGCUCUCAGGGUGAUAUCUCUCCGCAGUCCCAGCGUGGUCGCCCCUCGUCACCUGGGGCUAUAGCAAAUGAGCCCGCCGGGCCAAGGCCUGUGCGACCCCGUGGAGCUGGAAGGGAGGAAGAUCGGAAGCGGGGCCAGCGAUUAUUCGGUGGGUUACUGGGUACUCUUUCGCAGAGUUCGAGUACCGCAGCUCAAAGACGGCGUGCGGAUAUUGAGAAGAAGCAGCAGGAGAAGCUGAAGACGCAGGAUGUGCAGUACGAUGAGUUAAGGAAACGGCGGAAGGAGUUACGUGAAGAGGUCAGGAGGAGAGAGAAGCCAUUGUAUGAGCGAGAGGCGAUGCAAACCCGGCACUCCAAUAUGCUUGCUAUAGCACACUUCCUUAAGACACGGACAGAGCCGGUCCUGUAUUACAAACCAUGGCAAUCGAGACCUGGCGAUGAAUCAAUCAUACAGCAGCAAAUCGAGGAAGCAAAGGCGACUAUUGCACGUGAAGUUGCUGAGUUUGAAGCCCGAUACCCCCCAGAGGCCUUUGCACCGGAGCAACCCACACUGGCUGAACCACAACAGCAACCAAACGAGGAAAAGACGCAAGAGCCCAAAGCAGACACACAAUCAGAUGGCCAGCAAGUCCCGCCACCGGCUCCAGAGCCCGAGGUAACUCCGACAGACACAGGUUCUAAGGAAACAGCUGAAGGUGCUCCGGACACGGUGGGUGUAGAUGCUAAUGACCAGAAGCCCAUUCCACCUACCACGGAUGAAACCACUAACGUGGAGGAAGUUGCCACUCAAGACCAGACCGAUCCCCACCGAGAUGAUGACGGAGGCGAGGUGCUUGAGGACAAUGAGGAUACUGUGAUUUAUUAG